Glycine soja is the source of this 1516-nucleotide messenger RNA. RefSeq names its product glutelin type-A 2-like. The transcript has 4 exons. Gene Ontology annotation, molecular function: nutrient reservoir activity. NCBI's taxonomy places the organism in Eukaryota, Viridiplantae, Streptophyta, Magnoliopsida, Fabales, Fabaceae. The record is from RefSeq and is a predicted model, not a curated record. The coding region runs from base 218 to 1294 and encodes 358 amino acids.
UUUGCUUCGUUGGUAUUUCUCUAACAAGAAAAGUGAUAUCCGUUUUCUCUUCUCAGCCAGGUCGUUGAGAUGCACCUAAACCCCUUAUUGCUGAGUUCGAAUUCGCUGCUUGUUCAUAGUUUCUUUCUUUGAUUAGUUAUCUUCAAAUACAAAAGACGGAUUGAGGGAAGUCCUCGUUGUAUUUAUUCUCCUCUAGAUCACAGGGAAGAUUAAAUCAAUGGAGUUGGACUUAACACCGAAGACGGCAGAAGCAUUGUUUGAGGGAGAUGGUGGAGGUUACUACACUUGGUCAAGUUCUCAAGUGCCACUCCUGGCUAAGAAUAAUGUUGGUGCAGGUCGCCUUGUGCUUCAGCCUCGUGGCUUUGCCCUUCCUCAUUAUGCAGAUUCAUCCAAAAUUGGUUAUGUCAUUCAAGGGACUGAUGGCGUAGUUGGGAUGGUACUCCCCAACACUAAAGAAGAGGUGGUUUUGAAGCUUAAGAAGGGAGAUGUUAUACCAGUGCCUAUUGGAGCUGUCUCGUGGUGGUUCAACGAUGGAGACUCUGAUCUCAUCAUUGCUUUUCUUGGAGAAACUUCAAAGGCUCUUGUUCCUGGCCAAUUCACCUAUUUCUUUCUAACUGGGGCUCUAGGACUUGUAGGAGGCUUCUCUAAUGAGCUCACAAGCAAAGUAUAUGGUUUGGACAAUGAUGAGGUGGAAAAGCUCACAAAAAGCCAAACUGGGGUUUUGAUCAUCAAACUAGACAAAAGUCAACCCAUGCCUAAGCCACAAAUGAACAUGACCAAAAAGCUAGUCUAUAAUAUAGAUGCUGCACGCCCAGAAAAUGUUGUGGAAAAUGCUGGAUUAGUCAAAACCUUAACGGAGAAAGAUUUUCCUUUUAUUGGGGAUGUUGGGUUAAGUGUGAUUAGAGUGAAACUUGAACCGGGUGCUAUUAGGGCACCCUCAUACCCAACCAACCCUACGGUUCAGUUGAUUUACAUUGCCAGAGGAAGUGGCAAGAUUGAAAUUGUGGACUUUAGUGGAAAGAGUGUAUUAAACACUCAAGUUGAGGCUGGUCAUUUGCUUGUCGUGCCACAAUUCUUUGUGGUUGCUGAAAUUGCGGGUGAAGAAGGAAUUGAGAGUUACUCCAUCGUAAUAACUACAAAGCCAUUGUUUGAAGAAUUGGCUGGAAGGGGAUCAAUUUGGAACGCCUUUUCGCCUACACUGCAACAAGUGUCUCUUAACGUGGAUUCUGAUUUUCAAAAGUUUUUCAUAUCCAAGAUCAAGGAAUCUACCAAUCUCAUCCCUCCUACUGUUUAGUUCGAUGCGUGUGAUGUACGUACUACCGUAUUUGUCUAUGUAUAAUUUUCAGAUGAUGAUGAUAUCGAUUUAAGAAAAUUCUAAACUUUUAUCUUUCUAAAAGUUAUGCCGUUGUAUUGCUUUUGUUUUAAAGAAAAUAUUUUCGUCAGAAUACUUCUUUAAGUUUUAUAUAUCGAGCAAUAAAUGAAUGGAAGGAUAUGAAUGUGUUGACCCAAUAACUAA